AACACAUUAAAUGACACAUUAAUAAAUACAAUAGUUAAAAACAACAGAGGUUAAACAUGCAUGCAUGAAUUAGCAUCUGUGUGACAGCGAUAUCUACAUGAAGAGAAACCGAGAGAGGAGAUGGUUACAACCCGACGGCUGAAAAAGUGAAUGAUGGCUGUAGGCAGGAGGGAUGAAAGAGGUAGAGAGAGUCGGAUGACAGAAGGAGGAGGGACAACAGUAGGAGAUAUGCCUCAGAUUAUCAACCAGUGUCAGAUGCUCUAGAGACAGAUAAAGAGGGGGAGUGGACAGGAGCGUGACAGGAGAGAGAGACAGAGACAGAGGUCGUUCAUGCAAGUUGGGCUGGGAAGAUGACUGAUGUGAAAGGCGUAUCGUCUGUGGAGGUGCCGGAGGGGAAGUUAAUGAAGAAGGGUUCCAUCAAGAAGAAGAUCGAGUCAUUGAGGCGAUGGAGUUCAGCAAGUAUGAAGAGGCCUCCAAAGCCAAAGGCCAAGACCCUAAGUCUGUGCUCCCCUGUGGGCGACCCCGAUGAUCUGUGGCUGCAAGAAGGAGACAGGAGGAAGCUGCGGCCCAUCGUCGACUCCGUCUUUGGGCAGGACAGAGAUCUACGACCAGAGGAAAUGGAAGAGCUACGUGAGGCCUUCAAGGAGUUCGACAAAGACAAGGACGGGUUCAUCAGCUGUAAGGACCUUGGGGAGUGCAUGAGGACUAUGGGAUACAUGCCGACAGAGAUGGAACUGAUUGAACUCAGCCAGCAGAUCUGUGGUGGAAGAGUGGACUUUGAGGAUUUCGUGGAACUGAUGGGUCCAAAGAUGCUCGCUGAGACCGCAGAUAUGAUUGGAGUCAAGGAGCUGAGGGACGCCUUCAGAGAGUUUGACUCUGAUGGCGAUGGACAGAUCAGUCUCGGGGAGCUUAGAGAAGCCAUGAAGAAGCUGAUGGGGGAGCAGCUCAACCACCGAGAGAUCGACGAGAUCCUGCGAGAUGUAGACCUCAAUGGAGACGGACAGGUGGACUUUGAAGAGUUUGUUCGAAUGAUGUCUCGCUGACUCGUCACUCUGCUGCACUAAACUCGACAUGGACCAGACUGCACACUGUUAAUGUUCUUGUAAUUCUUUUUCAUGUACAAAGACUUCUUGGUGUGUGUAUGUGUUUUUUCAGUUACCCUAAUCAUCUCUCAAAUAUAAAACAAUCCCCUCAAUGUGUUAGCAUUGUGUGACUGUAAUAAGUGUUUAACAUGUAAUGAGAGAUUAUAGAGGAGAUGCUUUAACCAAAAUUGGGGUCUUUUUGAAAGUUAAUUUAAAUUUGAAUAUAUUUGAACUGAGAAUCACAUCAGCAACACCAUAUAGUAACACAAUAUAUACUCUAUAUAUAUAUAUAUAUAUAUAGAGUAUAUAUAUGUAUGUGUGUUUGUGUCAGU
This is a messenger RNA of Seriola dumerili (greater amberjack), 1414 nucleotides long. RefSeq names its product calcium-binding protein 2-like (gene cabp2a). Bases 351 to 1043 code for a protein of 230 amino acids. The record is from RefSeq and is a predicted model, not a curated record. The transcript has 7 exons. Gene Ontology annotation, molecular function: calcium ion binding. NCBI's taxonomy places the organism in Eukaryota, Metazoa, Chordata, Actinopteri, Carangiformes, Carangidae.